This is a messenger RNA of Vitrella brassicaformis, 3346 nucleotides long. Lineage: Eukaryota; Vitrellaceae. The record is from the annotation of a GenBank genome assembly.
AGCAUUGCAAUGAGUGCGGAUCAAGGUGCGGAUGAAGACAACAACGCCGCACCAGCAGAAGGCCAAGAGAAGCCCACCCCCAAGGUGCCCGAGGACCUCUCCCUCAGUGUGUUUAAGGGCAAUGACAAGUUCUCUGACCUCACUCUCAAGGCCUUCGACGCCGAGCACAAGACACACAAGGUCGUCAUCGCAUCCGCGUCGGCCUACUUCUAUGAGCAACUCGUUUUGAGCGAUGGAGCAGAAGGAGAGCUGUCCAUUCCAGAGACCCCCAGCAGGGUCACAGAGCGGCUGCAGGCGUCCCCUGCCUCAAAGAAGAAGUAUCAGGCGGCCGUGGAUCACUUCCUCACCUUUGCGUACAGCAACCAGUCGGCAGAGAGCCUCUCUGACCUCCUCGACGCCCAGGACACAGACCAGGAACUCAUUCUCGCCCUCUCAGGCAUCUCAUCGCAGCUUGGGGCCGCCAAGCUGACCGCGCAGCUGUCGACCUACAUCAAUGAGCGGCUCCUAUGUGCGGCCACCGGCAGCGUCUAUGUGCUCAAUCACGCUUGGCAGUACGGCAAUGAGGCUCUGCAGACGAGGGCGCUUGACGCUCUCAAGAGCCAGUUUGGUGUGUUUGUGCACCAAGCCGGUUGGAGGGAUUGGGAUGCGCUUGCAGAGAUGCCGGCGGAGGUGCUGACAGGUCUGCUCAAGGACACAUCCCUCGCCGUCAAGGAUGAAGGCGACAUAUUCAAGUCAGCGGAGGUCCACCGAUAGAGCCCCUCAUGUUGCUGGCCAUCAUGCCUUUGUUUGUCUGUUUGUGUGUGUAUGCAUUGUUGUGUCAGGGCCGUGUCGGCCAUCCUCAUGCGCCGCACGCCAUACGAUGAUGAAGGGACAGCAGCCGCACCGUCUGCUGAGGGAGCUGAGGGCGAUGCGGCGGCCAACCGGCCGAGUAGUGGGCUGGUCUUUCAUGUCUCCAUCAACAAGUCUGAGGGCCUCGAGAAGCCCACAGACGCCCCUCAUGGCUCGCAUGAGGCCUCCAAGGCCGCCGGCGGGCCAGCCAUUGAUGCGGCUGUGGAAGUCUACUUUAUCAGUACGUGGAUACUGCGAGUUUGUGACUGCCGCGCUGCAGUCACAUCCUUGUCUGCCUGUCUUUGGUGUAUGUAUCUCGGUCAGAGUCUGGCCAGAGAGCCGCUGACGGAGCCCUCCCCGGCCCUCGAAGACGAUACGGGCGGCAUUAUGGCCGUAGCAAGGCUGUGCGGGCACAGGGCGGGACUGCCGACUUUGCCGGCCAGUCUGGCAUGAAAUUGGUGGUACCUGAAGUGGUUCUUGAGGCAUCAGGAGAGAAGGCGGAUGAAGCAAAGGAGGAAGACCAGGGUAAGGAGAGCGAGGAGAACAACAAGGAGGGCGAGGCCGAUGACAAGAAGGCUGACACCACAAAGGCUGCGACGGCAAGCUUGGCCAGCGCCAUGGUGCUUCGCGUGCUGGAUGAGGACGUCGUCUACCCUCUUUCUCAGCUCAUCGGUGAGGGAGGGAGGGAGGGAGGGAGGAAUGAAUGCAAUACAUCGCGGGCCGCUCGCACCCCUCACCCCUCUCUCUCCCCCAUUCAAAUCAAGCUUCGUCUCUGUGUCCAUGUGUGUGUCAGGUGAAGCCGUGAUCCCCCCCUCAGAGCUGGCAGGCAAAGAUGACAGCACCGCCCACCCGCUCACACUCGCCCUCAGCCUCAAGGGCCAGCCCAUCACAUCCAAAGUCACCCUGACUUUCACCCUGAGGAAAAAGGAAAGUAGUGCUGGCAAGGAACCGGCUGCAGCGGCAGGUGACACAGCAGAGGGGGGUGAGGAGAAGAAGGAGACACCUGCCGCCCAGGAGUCAGCGGAACAGGAGGAGGAGGAGGAGGAGGAUGAGGAGCCACCUUCAUUGCCGCCUCUCCCUGCUGACAAGCUGGCUGAGAUCGCUGCGUGCGUCAGAUACCCGCUGCUGGAACACAGCCAGCUACUCGAGGUGUGCUGUGCAUGGAACAGACCCACCCCACCUACCUUUCCACAUCUCCUGCACAUCUGUGUGCUCCAAUGGAAUGCCUUCCAUCAGGCCGCCGGCGAUCCCCUGUUCGAGAGUGCCCGUCCUCUCAUCAUGGAGGGCCUCUCCAACCGGCUCCACAAAUACGAACCCUUCUCGAGGUCACCCAAACGGCCACUCUCACCCAUGCCGUCAAGACAAGCGCGCAAGACCCCCCCUGCCAUUGCCACGGGCCCCGGUGGUGCAUAUGCCGGCGGCAGGGCGCUGCGGGACGCCGCUGCGGGAGACACGGGGGUGCAUGCGAGCGAGGCUGCGCCUGUUGUUUUUGCAUACGAGAGCGAGUGGGAUGAGAACGGAGUGCUGUAUUACCUGGGGAGCCGUGGGAAGAAGGAGAGCUUCAGGAACCCCAUGGGCCGCGGCGAGGUGGUGGUCAGCUCAUCGGGUGUUGGGUUUGGCAGACUUGAAGACUUCGUCGGCAGGUACUUACUGUACCUACAUACCGAGCUCGAUGGGCGGGCGGAGACACCUAAGAUCCAUUCAUCCGUGUGUGGUGUUCUUCGGUCUGCAGGCAGUUUGUGAACCUCCGGACCCGCAAUGAGCCCGAUUCGUUCCUCGCCAUCGACCUCAGAGAGGUAGGCAGGUGGGCCGGCAGGGCAGGGCAGCCUCCGUCUGUGUCAUUCAUGUAGACAUACCUGUACGUACGUCUCGUCUCCCUCAGGACCGCUGUCUAAUCGUGACUGACUACGUGCUGCGAGGCCGCAACCUGCCCAGCCAUGCCCUCUGCUCAUGGGAACUACAAGUAAGGACGUACGUCAGGCCAGCCGCCAAUCCGAUCUGAGCAACUCAGACAACUCGGUGUCUGUCUCUUGUAUUGUAUCGCGUCUGCCGGUCGGCCAUACAUCAAUCAAUUACUCAGGGCUCAGUGGACGGCAUCGAGUGGCAGACCAUUGACCGUGUGUAUGAGUGCGACAGGCUGAGGCAGCCAUCCGCCGCGGCCCACUUCACCGUCGACCCAUCGCAUGGCGGGGAUGCCGUCAAUGCUGCAUUUAGGUGUGUUCGUCUCGUGCAGAUCGGCAAGAACUCCAGCGGUUCGCACAACCUGGUGCUGUCGGGGAUGGAGCUCUACGGCAAGGCGGUGGGGGGCAGGUGGCCAUAGCCGGCCACUGCAGCCUGGCCAAGGGAGGGAGGGAGGGAGGGACGAGAGUGCGUGUGGUGGAGUGUGAGAGCGAAUCUCGUUGUUAAUGAAGUGACUGACUGACGCUGGUGGCGCCUCGCUGCCUCAUCCAUUCAUCCAUUCUUUCAUGUGGUGACUGACGGCUCGUGACAGUGGACAUACAUAUAUGAAUGAAUUGAU